This is a messenger RNA of Juglans microcarpa x Juglans regia, 1016 nucleotides long. RefSeq lists its product as uncharacterized. Lineage: Eukaryota; Viridiplantae; Streptophyta; Magnoliopsida; Fagales; Juglandaceae. The transcript is spliced from 4 exons. The coding region runs from base 283 to 792 and encodes 169 amino acids. The record is from RefSeq and is a predicted model, not a curated record.
UCAGAACCUCUGCGGUUGACAGUUGUGCUUCCUUUACCUAAACAGUAUGCCACUGUUUAUUUACCAUAGAAGAAGAUAACCCUCUCUCCUCUUUUCUGAUUCUGAGUUUCUGAAGUUAUAUCCCUCUGGGUUUCAUACUUUAUAUAUUCGAAAAGCUCCUCAUAUCUCCUUUUUAACUCCAAAUCAUAGAAUUCCGCACCCAUCUCCGUAUAUUUCCUUUCUUGCACUUUUGUUCCCUUCUACUGAUCUUCUCUUCGUCCCCUCUACUCCCACAAACAACCAAUGGAUGAGAACCGUAGGAGGAGCGGACAAAUUCCGGCGUUCGGGGACUGGGAUUACACAAACGACAUGCCAAUCACUCAGUACUUCGAGUGUGCAAGGCAGGCUGGUUUGAUUCGACACAGUUCAUCCUCCGGAGACACUGAUCCCUGCGUGGGUGGUGACUUGUACGCCGUCCAUUUCAAGAAACCUUCUCGUACUACUGUUCUUUCUCCACCCCGCAAGAAAAGGGAAAAAGAAAGGCGAUAUGACCCGCACGUUAAGGAGCAGAAAAGGGUAGGGGUAGGGAAGGUGUGUGACGUGACGGAACCGGCAAGGAAACCUGGUCGGCAGCUGCUGCAUCACACUAAUCACGCGGUUCCACCGCCUCUUAGAGUAAUCUCUGCAGAUGUUAGGCCUCCAAAACCUGUUGACGAGGAUCUCUACAAAAUCCCUCCCGAGCUCCAUACUUCCAAGCAGAAAAAAAUGCUGGGGUUCUUUUCAAGAUGCCUGGAACCGGCUUGUGCAGCAUGAAUUUUGAGUGUUCCAUGCAUAUUGCUUCUGCUUACUAUACAAAUGGAUGCUUGCAUCGGUGCUUUGACGGCAGAUGAAACCAGACGAGUUAGCUAGAUUGAAGAACUGAUCUAUUAAUUGAUUAUGUUUUCCUUUUAAAAAUCAAGUAUUUCUAUAAUUUUGAUCAACAAUAUCAUGUAAUGUUUUUUUCUUUACAUAUUAGAAGUCACACCAUCCUCUUUCAA